AGGUGAUGACCAAAAAGUUGUCAAGAGAUUGACUAAAAUUAAGCGUCAUUAAUCAAAUUAUGGAAGCAUUGCAUCAUUGGAAAGGACAUGAACCAGCUCCAUCAUCACUUUUAAUCACAGAUGAUGGAAGAGAAGACAACAGGUGUUUUAAACCCCUGGUGUUCAUCCCAGCAUUGAACAGGUCCUCUGUACAAAAUAGACAAAAGAUCCAUUUUGGGUCAAAUUCUUUCCAGGUGACCUCUUUUGUUUUCACUGGGACCCUCAUCAAGGUUGAGCCUCUGAACAUAAAUCAGCCAGUGUCUGAUAGCAUGCAACAACAGCUUAACCAGUUCUUGGUCAUGAAGUUCCUCCAAGACUAUAAUGUGACCCCGCUUGGGUCAAAUUCUGAAAAUAUGAGUUGCAUGACCCCAGGUUUUAUAGUUCAACUCCCAAACACUGGAGACUUGGAGACUGCUGGUUUCAGCACUGAUUUGCCAAAGACUACCUUUGACAAUAAUGUUGAUACUUGUGAAACUUUCAAAAAUUUGGCAAAUGAAUACUCAUCAUAUUCUGCUGCAGCACAAGCAUCAAUUGCAAAUCAUUAUUUUGAAGAGAUCCCACCUGGAUACUUGAUCAAGGCAAAGAGAGACCAAUGGUUGACCAGCAGUAAGCCAACUAAAGGUAGAUGCACCAAGAAAAGGGGAAGAGGAAGGCCAUCCAUUUACAACCCAAUACCCAAAACAGUGCCAGAGAAAAGUGUAUCCCUUAUUGAUUUGGGUGCAAGUGAUGGCCUGCAUGUUGACCCAGCUUUGAAGAAAUCCAUGACCUCAAAAAGAGGUCAACAUCUUAUCAUGGGAGGACCUGAUGGUCACAUUCCAAAUAAGAAACAGAUGACAGCGGGAUCUUCAGGCAAAGAAUAUGACAUUUCUGCUCCUUGGGAGGAAAAGGACCCAGGUGUUAUCUUUGAGAUCCAAAAUGCUACUUUACAAGGCAAUCAGGACACUGAAGUAUUACACUUGACUGGGGCUUCAUAUUACAAAGACAUUGGAAUCAACUCAGAUUUGGUCGCAUUGGGAGUCAAUAAUUGCCCAAGGAAUCAACAAGGCAAGACUUUGAAGGAAAUAACAAAUCCUCUCAUUGGCAAAGAUAUCCUGAGCACAAUUCCCACAUCAGCUUCUAUGACAAGCCAAGAAAUAAUCUUGAUUGACUUGACUGAUGAGUCCAGCUGCUGUGACAUUGAUGCACUGAUAUCAAGUGAUCCUCAUCUGCAAGUUGAAUCAAUUAAAUUUGAAGACACCAAUGCACCCAAAAUUCCCAAGGAGAAAGUGGCAGAAAAAUACGUGUGUGUCCCAAUGUGGCAGAACUUUCUGAACCACCACCUUCCAAUGGAGCCUAACUCAAUUCUGAAACAAGGAGGGAAAAUUACUCCUUUGCAGAAUUUUAUUCCCAUGAGAUCAAAGUCAGUUUUUGAAGACUCCUUCAUUGACUCUGAUGCAGAAACUCGAAUGACAAAUGCUUGUCAUGAAACAGCUGAUGGUUUCCAGACCUUUUCAGCAAUUGUGGUGCAACAAGAAGGUGGUUUAGAGGCUUUGAAGCUGAGGCUUAUGAACAUGACAGAAAAAGAGCUCAUGAGGACGGUUUUGAACAUGAAAGUAGUUAAAAGAACAAGGGUCUUUGAUGAAAAGGCUGCUGUGGUGCAAUUGCUGAAAGUGAAGAAGGCAAAAGUGUCAAUCAGGGUGGCCUUGGAUGCACUUCAUCAAGGAAGACCCAAAACUGCCCUCAAAUACCUCAACUGUGCAAUCAAAGAAGCUGAUGAGAAUUCUGAAGAGUUAUUUCAAGCCAAAAAGUACAGAGCAGAAGUUUUCUACAACCAUUGCUAUUAUGCAGAGGCCCUGCAGGACUUGGAGGACUGUUUAUCAGCAAAGGCCUUGACAGAAAUGGAACUUUUAGUGGGACUUGACUUGAAAGCAAGGUGUUUGGAGAACUUGGGAAAGUUGGCAGAGUCUAGAAAGUGUUUCAUGUUGGCCAAGAAAGCUGGAUUUCCUGAUGGUGUCCACCAAGGGGUCCAAGACAUUCUGGAACAGGACUGGAAUCUGCAUAUCAGUUGUCUUGACACUUGCUGCUGUCUGCAUCCAAAGUCUGAUUGGGAGGAAUUCUCACCAGGAUUUCAAGUGUCUUCUCUGAUGGCAGAUGGUGUGAACAGGUUUGUUCCAACUGCUGCAAAAUGCCUGGAGCUGCAAAGUUCUGAAAAGUAUGGAAGAGGGUUCAUUGCCAAGGAUGACUUGCCACCUGGCACAAUUCUCAUCAGUGAACGGCCAUUUGCAAGAGCUCUGAGCCACUCUGCAGCUGACAGUCACUGCAAUUACUGCUUAACUUACUGCAGUUUCCCAAUACCAUGCUACAAGUGCAAGUCAGCAGUGUUUUGCUCAGCCAAGUGCCAGGACAUGGCAAAUGACUCCUACCACCUGAAAUAUGAGUGUGAGUCCAUGGCAGCAAUUCUGGACAAGCUGGAGAUCCAAGAAGGUCUGGUGCCAAGGGUUGUCUAUAGACUGUUUGCCCAAAGAACAAAGACCUACUUUACCUCAAGGAGACAGUUGCUGGAUGAGGCUCUAAAGGCUGGUUGGAAACCAGCUGGAACUGCUCAUAAUCAACUCUUUGAUGCCCAAGAAGUGCUGAGCACUUUGGAACUCUUCAGACAUCCAGUUGACCCUCAAAAGGCUGCCUAUGAAGCCCUGUUGUCUGUGUACAUAGUCAAGUUGCUGAAGGGCUGUGGUUAUUUUGGCUCUGUGAUCCCAGCCACCACAGAGCUCACAUCAAAGGACCAGCAGUCAGAUGCUGACAUCCUGCUGAUUUCCAGACUUGUCCUACACUAUGUGCGACAUCUGAAAACACAGACCUUCACUGUAUCCAGUGUGGUUGUGCCAUGUUCAGGAUAUGAGUCUCCCCAGGGCUCUCAAGUGGUGGGACUGGCCAUGUGUCCCACCAUCAGUUUCCUCAACCAUUCAUGUGUGCCUAAUGCUUGUGUGGUGGGGGCCAUGGAUGAGGACAAGUUGGUGGUGGUGGCCAUGAAAGGAAUUGCCAAGGGGGAGCAAGUGCUGAUGGGUUAUGGGGCUGCAGGCAGUGCA
This is a messenger RNA of Notodromas monacha, 3104 nucleotides long. Lineage: Eukaryota; Metazoa; Arthropoda; Ostracoda; Podocopida; Cyprididae. The record is from the annotation of a GenBank genome assembly.